UAUAACUGUAGAGGCUGCAUGAAUAUAGGCAGUGUAGCGUUGGAUGAGUGAUCUUCAUCGUGUACACUGCUGAGAGUGUUGAAUGAUCUACAGCUUGUAUACUGCUGACGGUGUUGAAUGACCUCCAUCAACACUGCUGAGUCAUAUACAUCAACAUGAGAUUAUUGACAGUCGUCUUGUUGCUACUGUGGGCACUGCUGGGAAAGUGUUCCGAGCCACCUUCAGAUGUCCUCUCCUGCUCUUACCAAAUCAGCAACAUCCUCAGGGAGAUCAAGGACGUCCUAACUUCUACAUCUGGCCGCUGCUCAAGUGAUGGAGAGAGAGACGAGAGGUUGGUGGGUAUCGAGAGGGAGACGGUGAGCCAAGCAGUCAGGCAACAUGGUGAGGUAGUUCGGUCCCUGCUGGCUCAGACGGAGUCGCUGAAGAAGGCCGUAACAUCAGUGGCAGAGGUGCAGAGCGCCCAUAAGCAAUUACUCAUCGCCCUCAGGACCGAACUGGAAAGUGAAAAGCAGACUAAACGCACACAGAGACGCACUAUCCAGGAUCUGAGAUCUGAGAUCCACACACUGAGGGAGGAGAGCAAGAACUGGCAGGAGCACCUGAGACGGAUGGAGUCAGAGAUGAAGGCUGGGCUGCAGAAGACAGAGUUGGCUGCGCAAGAGGCCACAAUAGAGGUCAAAGGGGCAAGUGAUCGCGCCAACAGCCUGGGUAAGGUUGUAAAUGAUAAAACAGAGCAUGUUACAGGUGAAGAGGUGGAUUGUCCACACCCAUACACACGUAUUGGUCUCGGCUGCUUCGCUGUCCACUCAACACAACGACUUUCCUGGGAACAAGCACGACAACACUGCAGGGGUAUUGAUGGUGACCUGGCGAACCCAGACGACAUCUAUGAUGUAGUACUCUUUCUGGACGACUCCUUCCCUGAAUCUGUGUAUUCGACUUCAGGGGGCUGGGGAUUCUGGAUUGGUGCCACUCUGGACAACACUGGAACCUGGCAAUGGGUGUCUGGCUUGCCUGUCAGGACCCAAGUGGACUUCUGGGGUCGGGGCGAGCCAGGUGAUGCUCAGGAGAAUGAUGAAGGCUGUUUAUUCCUUCAUGGGUGGUGGAGGUUCCGUGCUGGGGCUGACCCCUGCACCAGUGAGAAGUACUUCAUAUGCGAGAGGAAAGUUAAUUAAUUGGAUAUUUAUAAUAUUUCUGACACAGUAUGUUCUGUGCAGCUUUCCUUUACGGGUUUAGGGCUUCCCGUGAUAAUAAUAAUAAAUAUAAGAAUAAUAAUAAUAAUAUACAGUAUGUUUUAGACAGUUAUUAUUAAAUUUACAUGAAAGCGUAAGCCCGUAUAGGUCAUCCAACGCUGUUCUAGGCAUUAUUUCUUCAUAUUGUAUAAAUAAUUCUUCUGAAAAAAUGUGUUCCGCUAUUAAUAUGAAUAACCUAAUUAUUUUCGUAUCAAUUCAUGAUGCAAACACUCGGUGGCCACUUUAUUAGGUACACCUGUACCAGGCCCCGUGACUGAAGCUCUUGCUUCACACGGCAAGAGUCUGGGUUCGAUUCCUGGUGAGGGUAGAAACAUUCGGCGUGUUUCCUUACACAGGUUGUCUAUGUUCCCCAUCAGUAAAAUGGGUACCUGGGUGUUAGUUGACUGGUGUGAGUCAUAUCCUGGGACAAAAUUGGCCUAAUUUGCCCCAAUUAUAUUAUUAUAAUUAUGGGAGAGCCCUAAACCCAUGGGAUUAUACAGUGCAUGUGGGGGAGGGGGUGGAAGGUAUUCAGGCUCAUUUCAAGGAACUGGAGCACAGAUCCAAUUCCCUAUAUCAAGAGACCCUCACCAGCGGCAAGGAACCUCCCUUGAGGGGAAUUUGCCCAAAAUGCUGUGCAUAACAAGCUGCUUUCUAUAUAGUAGUACAUAUCAUUGAUGUCAGCUAGGCCUGUAUACCUUGUACAUGUACUCAUAGAAAUAAAGAUAUUAUUAUAUUAUUAAUGCAAAUAUCUAAUCAGUUAAUCACGUGACAGCACCUCAAUGCAUAAAAACAUGUAGACAUGAUCAAGAGGUUCAGAUGUUCUUCAGAUUGAACAUCAGAAUGAAGAAGAAAUGGAUCUAAGUGAUUCUGACUGUGAAAUGAUUGCUGGUGCCAGACAGGAAGGUUUAUCUCAGAAACUGAUGAUCUCGGGAUUUUCACGGACAACACUCAUACAGUUUACAAAGAAAAACGUGAAAAACAUCAAACAUCCAGUGAGCAGUAAUUCUGUGGGUGAAAAUGCCUUGUUAAUGAGAGAUGUCAGAGGAGAAUGGGCAUACUGGUUCAAGGACCCCUGGUAAAGGACCCCAAUUGAAAUAAGUGACUUUGUCUGACUUUUUUGGGUUAUCCUAGGUUCUCUACACAUAUGCUGAUAUAUAUGAUAAUUUGUGUAACUGUAUUUGUGUAUAGCUGAAUAAAUUUACUUACUAAACUGACAGUAAUUCAAAUAACCACCGAUACAACAGUGGUAUGCAUAAUGGCACAUCUAAAUGUACAGCACAUUGAACCUUCAAGUGGAUGGGCAACAGCAGCAGAAGACCACACCAGGUUCCACUUCUGUGAGCUAAUAACAGGAGACUGAGGCUACAGUGGGCAUAAGCUCACCAAAACUGGACAUUUGAAAUUAGAAAAAUGUUACCUGGUCUGACGAAAUGCGAUUUCUGCUGUGACAUGCAGAUGGUAGUGUCAGAAUUUGGCAUAAUAUAUUAUUAUUAAACUUUUGGGAUGUGGUAGAAUGGGAAAUUUGCAGCAUGAAUGUGCAGCUGACAAAUCUGCAGGAACUGCAUAAUACUAUCAUGUUAACAUGGACUAGAAUCUCUAAGGGAUGUUUGCAGUGGUUUAUUAAAUCCAUGCAACAAAGAAUUCAGGCUGUUCUAGGAGCAAAGGCAUAUUCCUACCCAGUACUAGAAGGGUGUAUCUAAUAAAGUGGCCACUGAGUGUGUAUCAUGAAUUGUUUCAUAUCACAGUUCAGAUUUGAGGUAGACAUUUUUCUCUGUAUGUACUGUUUCUAAAUAUCUGCAGUGUCUGGAGCCACAAAUUUCAUAUUUAAAUGCAUCACAGAGUAGGAAUAGCAACAUUUAUUGACUUGUAUGGUUCCUGCCUGGGGUAAUGGGAGGUAGUUAGGUUCGAUCCAGGGAAGGGAAGGUCUGAUUUAAUUCCUUGGAUUAUUAUUAUAAUCAAUAAGAAGCACUAAACCAUUAAUUCCUUGGAACAAGCAUCCUUCACCAGUAUCAAGUUACCUUCUUGAGGGGGUUUCUCUUAGUAGACAAUAUUUAAAUUAUGCAUUUUAAAACACUACUUUUUUGUUAUACAUAAUUAUCACAAAAAAAUGUUAACCCUCUAUUGGUUAUACAGCACUGCAAAAUACUAGUGUUCUUAAUGCUCAGUAUGACUGUUAGUACAAUAUACUGCCUGCAAUUAUCGAUAUUAUUACAUUCAUGUAGGAAGUUCUAAACCCAUAGCAGUCAUACAGUAUCUAGGGAAAUGGAAGGCAUUCAGACUUGAUACAAGGAAUUAGAGCACAGAUCUAAUUCUUUAGAUGAAGAGCCCCUUACCAGUAUCAAGGAACCUCCCAUGAGGGGUGCUUCCUACAAUAAUGAAAAUUAAGUCUUCCUUAAGUUCAAGGAGGCAAGAGAACAGCAAAUUAUUAUUAUUAUUAUAAUAAAAAAGAAGCGCUAAACCACAAGGGCUAUACAGCGCUGCGAGAACAGCAAAAAAUUAAUGAAUACAUGAACCACUGUCAACCAGUUUUAUAAAUAAGAAGUUUGAGAUUACAGUUCUAUUAUUAUACUCAUGGGAAAGCACCAAACCUGGAAGGAUUAUACAGUGCAAGGGGAAAGGGAGGGAUGGAUGGAUGCACUUCUUUGAAUAAAGAGCCCUUCACUGGCAUUAAGGCACCUUUCUUGAGGGGGUAGCUGGACAGGAACCUAAUUGGGGUUUGAUGGAAAAUAAAUAAUUUUGAUUGGUCAUAAAUAGAUCAAGCAGCUAAGUUUGCAUGUUCUUUGUCCAGAACAUCAGCAUGUCCACUGCAAAUAUUCGAUGAUCUCAAUUAUUAUCAUAGUGAACAUUAAAAUGGUAUAAAAUCCCGACAGGUGUGUCUUACCUAUUAUCAUAGUAUCUACAAGCAUGCUCAAUACCUUUAUGGGUCAUGCAGUGCUGAAGACCUAGGUAUAAAAAUGGAGAUGUUUUGAGGAAGUGUAAUGCCAAACAACAUUUCUGCAGUGUGAAACUAUUGGAUGAAUUGCAUGCCAAGGGAUUAAAAUGCAUAUUGCAUAUUUAAAAAAAAAAUAGGUGAAAAUUAAAAUGCCAAAUAUUCAGCAUCUUUAAAAAAUUUAUUAAAAGAAAAUAUUUAAAAUAUUUUCCCAAACUCACUUCAAAUACUGUACAAUAAUUUGAAGGAGGGGAGUAUAAACAGCAAGGAAUAUAUCCCUAAUGCUCUGUCACAAAAAAAAAAUAAUAGCAGUGGUUAUGGAUUAUCAAACUAAAGCAACACCUAAUGAAGACUUAGAAAGCUCCUUAUAAAUGAGGCUAACUUCAUUUACUUGUGUAAAUACUGUACAGUGUACAAUUUUGGUUGCUUGAACCAUCUCUUGAGUACAAAUGAAGCAGAGCUUACAUGAAAAGCAUUUUAUAACUGUCAGUUACCAAAUAUCAUUACAAUAUAAACAAAAAAAAAAAUUCUCUGAUAUACAGUGAACAGAAUUGUACUCUUGUUACUGAAGCCUACAUUCAGGAGAAUAUUACGUAGUAUUUACUGUACAAUACAAUUUGUAGCAUUUAUAUGGUAAAAUGAGACAAAUUUAAUUAAUGAAACUUAAUUAAAGAGAUUAACACCUCACUAAACUGGCAAUAAUAUGUGCUAAUAUAAUUCUAGAAUAUUGAAUAUUUACAAGAGCCUAUGUUUUCUCCAAUUAAUAAACUUAACACCAGCUUACAGAAAAUUUCCCAUAGUAUGAGGACUACUUCUAGAACCAGCUUCUUUAGCCCUUAAACUGGUUAUGACACUAUAACAUCCUUCUGAGUCCUUAUUUAAGAUACAGUACACAUAUGCAACCUUUCACACCUUUUUUUGUGAAAUGUAACAUGACUUAAUUUCUACAUGAUAAACACAAUGGGUGUUUAUAAAAAACAAAGAAAUAU
Molecule: messenger RNA, 5150 nt
Organism: Cherax quadricarinatus
Lineage: Eukaryota; Metazoa; Arthropoda; Malacostraca; Decapoda; Parastacidae
Source: RefSeq, a predicted model, not a curated record